ACAAUAGGGAUCCCAGAAGUGUUUCGGACGCGGUCGUGUUCAUGUAUGUCGUGCCGUUUGCUUUUUUUUCUCCGUAACUGCGCGAACGUAUGCACACUCGGACCCGCUGGUGACGUAGUACCCGUGGUGACGCGUAUCGCGUACGAUGCACUCGGUCAAGUGACGGUACGCGAUAAUACACGUUCUCUGAUAUCGAACAAGUGUGCGCGCCGGUUAGUGUUGGUUCGUUUCCCGAGUGUGUGCACCCGUGUCUCCCCCCGAUGAGUGUGUAUCUAUCCAACGUGUGUGGAUAAAGGAAAAAUAUUUACGGCACCAUGUCGCUGCCACGGCGAAGAUUGGAUUACGCGCUCACGGUCGAAUUAUUGCCGUUUGCACUAUUGGUGAUUGUAUGUUUCUGCAUACCUGCGGUAUCCGGUUUCAUGUCAUGUUCGCCGAGCCCUUGCAAGAAUGGCGGAGUCUGCGUGUCGUCACCGCGCGGCGAGUCGCAUUGCAAUUGCACGUCAAAAUACGUGGGAGAAUACUGCCAACAUAUGAAUCCGUGCUAUACAGGGUCGCGCUGCCAGAACGGCGGCUCGUGCAGAGUGCGCGAGAGCAUCGGGGGCGGCACUCCGUCCUUCGCGUGUUCUUGUCCUGUAGGCUUUACUGCCAGCUUGUGCGAAAUCCCCAUCGAGAAUGCCUGCGACUCCUCGCCCUGCCUCAAUGGCGCCACAUGCAAUCUCAAAUCAUUGCACGAAUAUGUGUGUAUAUGCAGCACCGGAUACACAGGCGAACAUUGCGAGCGACAGGAUUACUGUGCCUCUUCGCCUUGUCGAAACGGAGCUGAGUGUCGCUCGCUCGAGGACAGUUAUAAAUGCACAUGUGCACCUGGCUUCACGGGACCGAAUUGCACGGACGACAUCAACGAGUGCGACAGGAAUCCGUGCCGACAUGGUACCUGCAAAAAUACUCACGGAUCUUACAAAUGCAUGUGUUCAAACGGAUACACCGGGCAAAAUUGCGAGAAUGAAUACAUUCCUUGCGACCCGUCACCAUGUGAAAACGGAGGCUCCUGUCAUCAAAUCGGUGAACAUGACUACGAGUGCAUCUGUCCCGAAGGAUUCCGAGGCAAUCAUUGCGAGGAGAACAUCGACGAUUGUCCGGGCAACCUCUGUCAAAAUGGCGCCACUUGCAUGGACCGAGUGAACGAGUACUCUUGUCUGUGUCCGCCGGCCUUCACGGGCACGCAAUGCGAGCUGGACGUGGACGAGUGCUCUGUACGGCCAUCCUUGUGUCACAAUGGCGCUACAUGCACGAAUUCGCACGGCAGUUAUUCAUGUAUAUGCGUGAACGGCUGGACCGGGCCCGACUGCAGCGUCAACAUCGAUGACUGUGCAGGUGCUGCCUGCUUCAAUGGUGCUACCUGCAUCGAUCGCGUUGGUAGCUUCUAUUGCCAAUGCACGCACGGAAAAACCGGACUGCUUUGCCAUCUCGACGAUGCAUGCACGUCGAAUCCGUGUCACGAGGGUGCCAUCUGCGACACCAGUCCUAUCAACGGGUCCUUCGCCUGUUCUUGCGCUACCGGAUAUAAAGGACUAGAUUGUUCCGAAGACAUUGAUGAGUGUGAACAAGGCUCUCCUUGCGAGCACGACGGUAUCUGCGUAAAUACGCCUGGGUCUUUUGCGUGCAACUGCACGCAAGGAUUCACGGGUCCGCGAUGCGAGACGAACGUGAACGAGUGCGAGUCGCAUCCGUGUCAGAACGACGGCUCCUGCCUGGACGAUCCUGGGACCUUUCGAUGUGUCUGCAUGCCUGGCUUUACCGGUACCCAAUGCGAAAUCGACAUAGACGAGUGCGCAACGAGGCCCUGCUUGAACGGUGGCAUCUGCAGCGAUCUCAUCAACUCUUUCAAAUGCACCUGUGCCCAAGGUUUCGCUGGUUCUCAUUGUCAGAUCAACAUUGACGAUUGCGCUUCGUCGCCGUGCAAGAACGGUGGUAUUUGUCAGGAUGGUAUAGCGAGGUACACAUGCCAGUGCCCACCCGGCUUCACCGGUGCUUCCUGCGAGACCAACAUCAAUGAUUGUGCGUCGAAUCCAUGUCACAGCGGCACCUGCAUCGAUGGCGAGAACAGCUUUACCUGCAACUGUUAUCCUGGCUUCACUGGCAAGCUAUGUCAGACGCAAGUCGAUGAGUGCGAGAGUAAUCCGUGCCAGUUUGGUGGUAGAUGCGAAGAUCGUAUCAAUGGCUACCAGUGUAUUUGUCGACCGGGAACGUCCGGCACUAACUGCGAGGUCAACGUUAACGAGUGCUAUAGCAAUCCCUGUCGAAACGGAGCUAGAUGCAUCGAUGGUAUUAACAGGUAUUCCUGCGAAUGCGAGCCUGGCUUUACCGGGCAAUACUGCGAGACUGACAUAAACGAAUGCGCAAGCAAUCCGUGCGCGAACGGCGGCCGUUGCAUUGAUGUGAUAAACGGCUUCAGAUGCGAGUGCCCACGCGGUUACUACGAUGCCAGGUGUCUGAGCGACGUGGAUGAGUGUACGAGCUCGCCUUGCUUGAAUGGCGGCACUUGCGAGGACGGGGUGAACCAGUUCAUCUGCCAUUGCUUGCCCGGUUACGGCGGCAAGAGGUGCGAGGCGGACAUUGACGAGUGCAGUUCAAACCCCUGCCAGCACGGCGGCACAUGCAACGACCAUCUGAAUGAUUACAGCUGCAAAUGUUUGCCUGGCUACGCCGGCAUCAAUUGCGAGACCAACAUUGACGACUGUGCCAACAACCCCUGUCAGAAUGGCGGCUCCUGUAUCGAUCUCGUUAACGACUAUAAAUGUGUCUGCGAACUGCCCCAUACUGGCAGAAAUUGUGAGGACAAACUGGAUCCUUGUUCGCCGAAUAAAUGCCUCCAUGGAGCAAAGUGUUCACCAUCGUCCAAUUUCCUCGACUUUGCGUGUACGUGUACGGUUGGUUAUACAGGCAGACUGUGCGACGAGGAUGUGGACGAGUGCGUGAUGACUACGCCGUGCAGAAACGGUGCCACUUGUCGGAACACCAACGGCUCUUACCAUUGCAUAUGCGCCAAGGGCUACGAAGGCCGUGAUUGCAUCAUCAAUACCGAUGACUGUGCAUCAUUUCCUUGUCAGAAUGGUGGCACCUGUUUGGAUGGUAUCGGCGAUUACACGUGUUUAUGCGUGGAUGGUUUCAAUGGAAAACACUGCCAGGACGACAUUGACGAAUGCCAAUCGCAUCCCUGUCAAAACGGAGCCAUUUGUAAGGAAUACGUCAAUUCCUAUACAUGCCAAUGUCAGCUUGGCUUCUCCGGCAUUAAUUGUCAGACGAACGACGAAGAUUGUACCGAAAGUAGUUGCAUGAAUGGUGGCACAUGUAUCGAUGGCAUUAACAACUAUACAUGUGUCUGUAGACCUGGCUACACAGGAUCCAAUUGUCAAUAUCGUAUCAAUGAGUGCGACAGUUCGCCCUGUUUGAACGGCGCUACCUGUCAUGAUCACGUGCAGUAUUACACAUGUCAUUGUCCAUACGGCUAUACAGGUAAGCGAUGCGACAAGUACGUCGACUGGUGCGUCGACAAUCCAUGCGAGAAUCAGGCGAUAUGCGUGCAAGAACAGAACAAAUAUUACUGUAACUGCUCAGCCGGAUGGACCGGCAAAGUAUGCGAUGUAGAGAUGGUCUCCUGUAAGGAUGCUGCCAUCCGAAAAGGCGUGCCGGAAAAGAAUCUCUGCAACAAUGGCACCUGUGAGGACGUAGGCAAUAGUCAUCGUUGUCAUUGUUUUGAGGGUUACAUCGGCUCUUACUGUCAAGAGGAGAUCGACGAAUGUGAUACUGCGCCUUGUCAAAACGGCGCGACCUGUAAAGAUCUCAUCGGUUCGUACCAAUGCCAAUGCACUAAGGGUUUUCAAGGUCAGAAUUGCGAGCUUAAUGUCGACGAUUGCCGACCGAAUCCUUGCCAGAAUGGUGGCACUUGCCACGAUCUGAUCAACAGCUUCAGCUGUUCCUGUCCGCCCGGCACUAUCGGCUUAAUAUGUGAAAUUAAUAUCGACGAUUGCGUGAUCGGUGCUUGCCACAACAAUGGUACUUGCACCGACAAAGUGGGUGGUUUCGAGUGCAAGUGCCCGCCCGGUUUUGUCGGACCGAGAUGCGAGGGUGACAUCAAUGAGUGCUUAUCCAAUCCAUGCGCCUCAUCCGGCACUCAGGAUUGCGUGCAACUGGUCAACAAUUAUCACUGCAACUGCAAGCCUGGCUAUAUGGGUCGUCAUUGUGAAGUCAAGGUCAACUUUUGCGACAGCUCGCCGUGUCAAAAUGGCGGUCUAUGCACAGCUAAGCAGGAUGGACACUCAUGUGCAUGUCCCAGUGGUUAUCACGGUGUCAAUUGCGAAUUUGCCGGAUCUUAUUGCGACGCCCAGCCAUGUUUGCAUGGUGGUACUUGUCGCAUUGAGACCAGUAUGGGCUACCAUUGCUACUGUCCACCAGGCACGACCGGCACGCAUUGUGAGAUCGAUACCCGAACCGACUGCGACAGUAAUCCGUGCCAGCAUCCUGAUGCCAAUUGCCAAAACAUGAUGGGCACCUAUGUCUGCUUCUGUCCCUCCAAGUGGACCGGCAAAAAUUGCGAGACAUACGAUCCGAGUUACACUGGUAUAUUUGACAGGUCCAAUAUCAACAUACCUAAGAUGAACGAGUUUGAAGUUGAUUUGGAGCAUGAGCGUAAAAAGUGUGCUCAGAAUCAUUGCGACCAGAAAGCCGGUAAUCAUCACUGCGAUGAGGAGUGCAAUCGAUACGCGUGCAACUUUGAUGACAAUGACUGUUCACUAGGCAUCAAUCCAUGGCGUAACUGUACGGCGCCUAUGUGUUGGCAAAAGUUCAUGAACAACAUGUGUGACGAGGAAUGUAACAAUCCACAAUGUCUUUUCGACGGUAGAGACUGCGAGAAGAAGCUUUCCCCUUGCAACCCGGUCUAUGAUGCAUACUGCAGGAAACAUUAUGCCAACGGUCAUUGCGAUUACGGUUGCAACAACGCGGAAUGUAACUGGGAUGGUCUUGAUUGCGACAAGGAGCCACCAUCAUUGGCGGAAGGUAUCAUGUACGUAGUUGUAAGGAUGGAUCUCCAAACCUUUAGCAAGAAUAUUGUUAACUUCCUGCGUGACGUGGGUCAUCAAUUGAGAACGAUGGUACGCGUGAAGCAGGACGAACUUGGUAACAAUAUGAUAUAUCCUUGGAAACGCGACAGACAAUCUACCGGGACUACCGACAUAUUCGGACAGCCGAUCUAUCCUAAUACUAUGCAUCAUAAUGGAGUAAUUGCCUACUUGGAGAUAGAUAAUCGUAAAUGCACAAUGACAGAUGGUGCGUUAUGCUUCGCGUCGGCAAACGAGGCCGCUGAAUAUUUGGCUGCUACAGCAUCGAAGCAUACCCUGUCGCAGAAUUUCCCUAUUGAGCAAGUGCGAGGUGUCGUGAAACCUCAGAAUCCAGAAUAUACGGAUAGCCCAACGAAUUACAAGUAUGUUUUUAUCGGCGUGGUUAUUGUGGUACUUGGCGGAUUACUGGUGGGCGUGCUGGUGACUGCGCAACGGAAACGCGCCGUAGGAGUCACAUGGUUUCCCGAGGGCUUUUUGAGGACCAACAGCGGUAGCGGUCAACGACGUCGUUCGCGUCGGCGCGGCCCGGAUGGCCAGGAGAUGCGUAAUCUAAACAAACAGCCAUCGAUAAACUGCAUGGACAUGGACGUACACAAUAGCCGGGUACAAUCUCAAUGGUCCGACGACGAGUCCGAUUUGCCACCGUCGAAGCGGAUGCGUGCCAUCGAGCCGGGUUACGCCAGUGAUCACACUGCCAUUACGGAUUAUGAGGAGACAGAACCACGUAUGUGGACGCAACAGCAUCUGGACGCGGCCGAAAUACGUCGACCGGACGCUGGAGUAUUAACACCGCCCAGUUUGGAACACGGUCAGGAUGUGGACGCGCGUGGUCCUUGUGGCAUGACGCCGUUGAUGGUAGCGGCGGUACGCGGCGGCGGACUUGACACUGGUGAAGAGGAAGACGAGAGCGACGGCACCGCGGCAGUGAUCGCUGACUUAGUCGCUCAGGGAGCCGAUCUCAACGCCACUACGGACAAAAGCGGCGAGACGUCACUACAUUUGGCCGCGCGUUAUGCACGGGCCGAUGCGGCCAAGAGAUUGUUGGACGCGGGUGCCGACGCGAAUUCACAGGACAACACCGGUCGCACGCCGCUGCACUCUGCCGUCGCGGCCGACGCCAUGGGAGUUUUUCAGAUUCUGCUACGUAAUCGGGCGACGAAUUUGAACGCGCGCAUGCAUGAUGGCACUACGCCGCUGAUACUGGCUGCGCGUCUGGCCACAGAGGGCAUGGUGGAAGAUUUGAUUAACGCCGAUGCGGACAUUAAUGCAGCCGAUAACAGCGGUAAAACCGCGCUGCAUUGGGCUGCAGCGGUAAACAAUGUUGAUGCCGUCAACAUACUGUUGGUGCACAGCGCGAAUAGAGACGCUCAGGAUGACAAGGAUGAGACCCCAUUGUUCCUUGCAGCUCGCGAAGGCAGCUUCGAGGCGUGCAAAGCGUUACUGGACACGUUUGCUAAUAGGGAGAUUACCGAUCACAUGGAUCGGUUACCUCGCGAUGUUGCCAGCGAAAGACUGCAUCAUGAUAUCGUUAGACUACUCGAUGAACACGUACCGAGAUCGCCGCAGAUGGUCACAGUCAUUCCGAAUGGUCCUCUUAUAGGAUCUCCAAAUCAUACACAAUUAAUCACGCAUCCUACGGUGAUCGGUUCAGCGCCGAAGCAAACCAAGUCAAAGAAGCGACCAAAGGCGGGCGGCAUGGGAAACCCGAACAGUCCAGAAUCUGAGGGCGGCGGUGCGGUGGUGAUGGUAAGGCGAAAACCAUCAGUGAAGAAGCCCCCGGUUAAGCGCGGCUCUCAGCCCCCAAACCAGGAGAUUCCACAAGGAGCGGAAGGCGCCGAGGGUAACCUGCCAACGAGUCCGUAUGACAGUGCGAGUCUCUAUAGUAAUGCAUUACCUUUAGUGGCUCAUACGGUGACGGGAAAACAACCACCACCGUACGAAGACUGCAUUAAGGGUCAGUCGAUACAGGGUUUGCAGCAACUCGGACUGGACACUUUUGCGACCAAUUACGGAUUGCCAUUUCACGAGCAGCUCCUAGCGCCACAUCAACGACAGCAGCAAGGCAUGGUGAACACACUGUCACCGCCGUACAGCAAUCAGUCGCCACCGCAUUCUGUGCAAUCUAACAUGACCCUCUCUCCACAAGCGAGCUACAUGGGCUCGCCGUCACCGGCGAAAAGUCGGCCGUCGCUGCCUACCUCGCCAACUCAUAUUGCCGCUAUGCGGCAGGCGACGCAUCAGAAGCAUGGCAGCAUGCCACCAGUCGGCUUUGAUUUCGACAAUCUGCCAUACUCCUCGAGCCAGCAACAGCAGCAACAGCAGCAGCAGCAGCAGCAGCAGCAACAGCAGCAGCAACAACACCAACAACAGCAGCAACAGCAGCAGCAGCAGCAGCAACAACAGCAGCAGCAGCAGCAGCAACAGCAGCAGCAACAACACCAACAACAGCAGCAACAGCAGCAGCAACAGCAGCAGACGCAACAAUAUUAUCAGUACUUGACACCACCAUCCCAUCAUUCCGGACCCGAUGUUACACCGCAGCAUCUGAUGCAGGCACCUGAGAGCUUCCCGACACCUUCGCCGGAUAGUCCGGGCCAUUGGUCCUCGAGCUCGCCCCAUUCGAACAGCGAUUGGUCAGAAUGCAUGGCCUCGCCUACGAAUGCCUACGGCACGAGCGGCGGCGCUCACCAAAGCAACAAGGGUUCCGAGGCGAUCUAUAUUUGAGACCGGCGCGAUGGUACUCUCUUUCGCAUACGAGUAAGUCAUAAUGUCAAAAAAAAUAAAGAAAAGAGAAAUGUAUAUGAACUGUGAUUAGCUCGUCGAAUUCGAACAUCUAGACGUUGAAAAACGUGGCAACGGUUAAAACGACGACAAAAGAUUCUUCUGUAAUAGAUCGGCAAGAUGAUAAGAAGGUAUUUUUGUUUUUUUUAUUCGUUUAUCGGAAAAGCUAAGACGCUCACACCGCGAUUAUUGUACAUUAAUACGCAUCAGCGUUGGACAUUAUUCAAAUAAAUAUAUUUACUAAUACAAUUAUACCGAACACAAAACUAUUCGUGAUUAUACAAGAGAUGUUCACGUCAAAACCGGAAUUUAAUUUUUAAACAGGUGAAGAGACAAAAUUAUGAGUAAAGAACAUUUAUUUUUCAACGUAAUCUUCAUUUACAUCACAGCAUUCACAAUCAAGCAAUUCUGAACAGACGCGAACUCUCUCUUGCUUCUGAGGAUCAGUCAGUUGUUUCAGAACCCUUCUCGCAGAGAUUUUACGAAAGUGUAGGUGGUCGUGGAUAAUUUUUUCAACAUUUCCAAUACUUAUGGACGUUCAUUUCGCUAUUUCACGACCAAUUACUUACCGGCCAAUUACUACACGACCAAUUACUAUCGGCGCUCAAGAUGAGGUUCUCUAUUGAAUGUUGACAUCAGUCAUCAUCGUGGCAUCUGACUCUCCUCUUCCAGCGUUGUCUCGAACUGAUUCGCGCUCUUUAAAGUGUGCACACUAUUCAUAGAUCUGUGUCUUCAGAGUUUGUUCUCCAAACUAGGCUAUAAGUCUUAGCAAAAUUUUGGCUAAUUUAACAUCUUUGUUCACAAGAAAACGAAUAAUAAUAUGCUGCGCAAUAGCUUUAUUGGGUGCGUCGUCCGCCAUCUUGAAUAACUGACAAUAUAUACUCUUUUCAGCGAGAGAAUAUACCUCGGUCUACGCAUAGGAAAAGCAUAGCGGCCAAAGUGGGGAGAGCGUUGACAUGGAGCGCGUUCAGUAGAACAAACCAUUUAGUAGCAAUCGAACGUGAUUGGCUCUUACUUUUAGAACCAACAAAUCAACGUUAAGUAUUGACAAGACGACAAUUCAGUAGUUGUUUUACUGAACGCAGCCCAUGGACGUAAGAAUAUAUGGACAGAGCGAUAGCCAGCGGGGUUGAAGUCAGAGGGGCAAAGGGAAAACUAGCCGACCAAGAUGGCGGCUACGGGUAAUUCGGGUAACUAAACGAGCGCGGAAUGUAUAAUAUAUAAAUAUUAUUCAUUACACAAGCGCCAAGCCAAGAUUAGGUUAAUAACACCGUCAUUUUUCUAGCCAAUCAACAUAUCGCUGCAUGAUUUCCCUCUGCCGCUCAGGCUUCACCUCCCUCGCCUAUAAGACUUAUCGCUCUGUCCAUAUAUUCUUAGGUCCAUAACGCAGCCAUUGACAAGCUGCACGAGCAGUUUAGUCUUGUGGAGUGGGGGGGGGGGGGCUUUAUAAGCGUCCCGUGAGGGGAGAUCUGCACGAAACGGAUGAGUUUUUGUCCGAAACGAGUAUAUUCUCUCGCUAGAUAAAGUAUAGUUGCUAUGACAAUAUGUUAUUCUUACAGAAAGUUUAUACGGACGUAUUUAAUUGUAAAUAUGAUAUGCUUGAUGUAAAAACACAAACAGUACGCAAUUACUGAAAAAAUUCCGGUUUUGACAUCCCUCGUAAAUUUGUCAAUUAAUUGUUUUACAUGAAUCAUUUAUCAUUGACAUAAAUUUAGUCAAUCAUUAAUGAUAUUUAUUAAUCAGAAUCCUAGAAAUAAAUUUGUGUUCAACAAUAAUGCAUAUAAAUAUAGAUAAAUAGAUACAAAUAUUUGUGUGUGAAAGAGAAACUUCUGAUCACAGAAUCUAUAAGAUAUAUUCAAAUUGUAACACCAAUUGUGCCUCUCUGACACGACGCAAUGUCUAGGAAAAGUGCGAUGAAAGAUACGCGUAAUUUGCAUAAAAAUACUCGAUAUAUUUUUGAUAUCGAUCGAUUUUUAUUAUCGCGACGUUACAUAUAGCUCAAUGAAUAAACGGUGCCUUCAACUUGCCAAUGUGAAGAUCCCCGAUAGACAAUAAUUAAGAGAACAAAAUCUUGCUAUUUUACAAUAAUUGUAUAUAAUAUAAUAAAUUUAUAGGAUACGAGAGGAAUUGUUCGCCGCUAUGUCUAUUAUUACACGAAGAUGGCUACGUAAUAUGUAAUAUUUUAUUUAAUGCUUAAGAUUUGCGCACACAGCGCACAUUUAUACACAAAGGAAUUGUAUUUAUCGCGUAUGGACUCCGAUUCUUUCUUUUCUUAUCGUACAUUUUGAUCGGCCAACUUUCUUGAGCGCCAAGCGGCAGAGCCGGAUUUAAAGAAGUGGGGGCUCCGGGGCGGCAGUGGGGACCGUUAAUUCGUAAGAGAUUAAAAUCAUUGAAAACUCAUUUAAAAAUUCGUAAAUUUAAAAAAGUUGAAAAUACAUAUUUCAAUAUUAUUACAACAAAUAUUUAAGAUAUAUUUAAUGAUACAAACUACAAUGUUUGCGAUACUCUGGCAUUCAAAAUGCACAUCGCGGUCAUCAUCCGGGAACCAAUGGCAUAUAUUUAAGAAAUAUUUGAUACAUUUCCAAAACAUAUAUCAAAUAUACAUAUAUAGAUUUUUUAACCAAAUUUUCUUUUUAAUCAAGUUUUGUUUGUGGGGGCCCCCAAUUUGUGGAAGCCCCUGGGCGAUCGCCCUGUCCGCCCAUCUUCAAAUCUGGCACUGCCAAGCGGUACGAUAACAGUCGAUAGCAGCUCUCGCGAUAUCACAUAAAUGCAAACGUAACAUAUAAAGACUUACAGCAAAUGAGAAUUGUGCCUUCGAGUUCCGCAGAGUAUAAGACAAGCAGGUUUUGUAGGUGAAUCUAUUAUUAAAUUAUAUGGGAAGAAACGCAACGUUUUUCCACAAAUCGCCUCCAAGUCGAUUAAACGUUCAUUACUAAUUAAUAUAUAUCUCUCAGAGAUAUUAAUUUACUGAUUACGCGUGUAAUGUAAUGUAAUGUAAUGUAAUGCAGGGCAAAGAGACGUCUGUACGGUCGACGGGAGCUUCAGAGAACUCAUCCUUACUGCUCGCGGGGCAUCGUUCCAUACAUAAACAUUCCAUUGCGUAUGGCGCGCCAACAAUUUUUCCCUUUCCCUAUUUGAUUCAUCUUUCUGUGCUUUGCGUUAUUAAGUCCUUUCUAAAAUCAUUUAUUAAUCACUCUAGCGUAAUUAUUAACGUUAAUUUCUAGAUAUAUUGAUUGUCUUAAAUUAAGUAUUUGGCGCGGAGCGGUAGGACGAUUCUCUGGUCUCUUCUCUGCCAAAACCAAAACGACAUUGUUAAGAUAAUCAUAUAAUCACGUGUAUACACAAUACACAUAAUGAAUAAUAAUGAAGUUAUUGUAAAGAUUAUGGAGAAAGAGGGAGAGAAAAAGAAUGUUUGUGUAUGUAU
This is a messenger RNA of Linepithema humile (Argentine ant), 11325 nucleotides long. The record is from RefSeq and is a predicted model, not a curated record. NCBI's taxonomy places the organism in Eukaryota, Metazoa, Arthropoda, Insecta, Hymenoptera, Formicidae.